AUGGAAUAUGGGGGGGAUAGACACAAACAGAGGUCAGGCUUACAAGCACCACGACAACGGCACCUGCCAAUGGACACCUCACAGAUCAACGCCAACACGGUCACAUGCAGUUGCUCACCACCAACCACACAACACGAUACUGUCAAAACACUGGCGCAUGCCCUGUGCCCCAGUUACCAACAAUGA
Molecule: messenger RNA, 186 nt
Organism: Laccaria bicolor S238N-H82
Lineage: Eukaryota; Fungi; Basidiomycota; Agaricomycetes; Agaricales; Hydnangiaceae
Exons: 2
Coding region: 1-186 (61 amino acids)
Source: RefSeq, a predicted model, not a curated record